AUGAGGGAGCCCUUACCGCCAUUUUUCAUCGUGGUCUCUCAGGCUCCUCCUAGAGUCUCUCCACCCGAACCGGAUCCCGAACCCAUGCAGCUUGGGUCGACGGGACCUGAUGCCCUUCCGGCAUCAGGCUCAUCCUCCCGACCCAGACAACCUUUAAACAGAGGGCGCCUUUUCUCGCUCUCCGGCCCAGAAAAGGUAGCUAUGGAGGAGUAUGUGCGCGAGGCCCUUAAACAGGGGUUCAUCCGUCCUUCGUUCUCCCCAGCCGGGUCAGGGUUCUUUUUUGUGAACAAGAAGGACGGCACUUUGCGCCCGUGUCGACUACCGCGGUCUGAAUACCAUAACGAUCAAGGACCGCUGCCGCUGAUGGCCACGGCUUUCGAAGCCCUUCAGCGAGCAUCUAUUUUUACGAAGCUCGAUUUACGCAGCGCGUACAAUUUGAUCCGGAUCCGGCAGGGGGAUGAAUUGAAGACCGCGUUCAUUACGCCCACUGGCCACUAUGAGUAUCUGGUGAUGCCAUUCGGGUUAAUGAAUUCCCCCGCAGUCUUCCAGAGGUUUAUCAACGAGGUCUUGUGGGAGACUCUUGAUAAAUUCGUCUACGUUUAUAUAGACGAUAUCCUUAUCUUUAGUCGGUCCAUCGACGAGCAAAUAGGGCAUGUCCGACGGGUUCUCCAGCUUUUGCUCGAUCACCAUUUGUUCGUCAAGCUGGAGAAGUCUGUCUUUCACUCCCCCACGGUUUCGUUCCUGGGGUUCGUAGUGUCAGAGGGCACCCUUCGCAUGGACCCGGCUAAAGUUGUUGCUGUGGAGAAGUGGCCAACUCCAAGUUCUGUACGCCAGAUGCAAAGAUCGGUGUGCUUCAGCUACUGCGACCGGCACUUUUAUCCAUUUGGAGCUGGAGACACAGUCAAUCCACGAAUGGAUGAUGGAAGUUCACUUGCUAUUGCUCUUCAACGACCGUUUACAUUCUUUGGAAAAUCCCACAACAUAAUGUAUGUAAACAACAAUGGACACCUGACCUUUAUUCAGCCGUGGUCCAGCUACAGUCCGUACCAGUUUCCUGGAUAUGGUGGAAUCGACCUCAUUGCUCCAUUUUGGACAGACCUUGACAAUCGUGAAAAUGGCGUCGUCUCAUAUCAGCAGUACACAUCAGGCGACGUUCUCACUCGAGCUACCCGAGACAUCAAUCAGUACUUUCCAGGGCUGAGCUUCAACGCUACUUGGGUCUUUGUUGCAACAUGGAAUAAAGUAGCUUACUACCCAACCAGUCGAACUGAAACGUCUUUCCAAGCAGUUUUGAUUUCUAACGGAGCUCGAUCAUUCAUAUUGAUGAACUAUGGUGAGAUUGCUCCAACAAACCGAUCUGUACAGGCUGGUUAUGACACAGAAGACUCCAGCUUCUACUUCUUAAUCCCUGGGUCACUUCAAUAUAACUACACCGUUUUUACAUACAGCAGCAAUGUGAAUGUCUCGGGCAGAUGGGCCUUCCAUGUGGAUCAAGGAUCAAGAGGAUGCCAAUUUAACAACGACACUGUGCCUCGGAACGUCUCAUUCUGGACUGAUGCCACCUGCCAGGAAAGAUGCACCUGCACCCGGUCGGGUCUCCAGUGCAGCUCAGCGCCGUGCAGCUUCUCUCAAGCCUGCCGUCCUGAUGCUCUUCAGUAUAGCUGCAAAAAUAUCCCACGCCAAACCUGCACCAUAGCUGGUGACCCUCACUACUACACCUUCGAUGGUCAAGUCUUUCACUUUCAAGGAACCUGCACCUACGUCCUCUCUGAGGCUUGUGGUGUUGGACUGCCGUACUAUCGCAUUGAAGGAAAGAACGAACAUCGGGGUAGCACACAUGUGUCAUGGACACGCCUGGUCAGGGUAUUUGUGUACAACGAAGUACUGGAACUGGUACGAGACCAUCGAUAUGAGGCCAUGGUGAACGGAACCUUCACAACAACACCAUUCAGCCUCCACAGCGGCGCCAUUCAAGUCUACCAGUCUGGUUUCUCUGUAGUUAUCAGUACAGCUUUCGGCCUGGUUGUUACAUAUGAUGCCUAUUCCUAUGUGACCAUCAGUGUGCCUUAUGAAUACCAAAAUGGCACAUGUGGCCUGUGUGGCAACUUCAACUACCGCUCAGAAGAUGACUUCCGCACACCUUCAGGAGAGAUCUUGAGCUCAGAUGUGGAGUUUGCAAACUCCUGGAAGGUAAAUGGGGACACAGAUGAAACCUGUCAGUCUCCACAGUGCUCGGGUCUGGAUUGUGUCUGUACCGUAGAUCAGAGAAACCUUUAUAGUAACGCAGACAGUUGUGGCAUCCUGAUGGAUGCUAGUGGUCCAUUUGCCAACUGCCACUCAGUGGUGUCACCCGGGAUCUUCAUGGAGAACUGUGUCUAUGAUCUGUGUGUGACUGGUGGAUACCAGCCAACCUUGUGCCAGGCACUCAAUGUGUAUGCAGCCCAAUGUCAGCAGCAUGGCGUACAACUUGGAUACUGGAGGAGAGAAGGAUUCUGUGAAAUCCCAUGCCCUGCAAACAGUCACUUUGAGUCCCAGGGAACAAGCUGCCCAGCAACCUGCAGUGACCCUUCUGCACCUGCCAACUGCCCCCUGCAAAAUCGGGAGAGCUGCAUCUGUGAUCCAGGAUAUGUUCUCAGUGCUGGAGAGUGUGUUCCACAAAGCAGCUGUGGCUGCACAUUCGAAGGUCUCUACUAUGCUGAUGGUCAGUCAGUGGUUUUAGACCAGGACUGUGGCAGACAAUGCACUUGCAGCAACAUGGUAAUGAGCUGCCAACCCUACCAGUGUGGUCCACAGAAAAUGUGUGGUCUCCAUAAUGGUGUAAGAGGCUGCAGACCCAUCGGUUAUUCCACCUGUUUGGUUGAAGGACUAGGCACAUAUCACACCUUUGAUGGACGAAUGUUCAGUUAUCCAGGAGCCUGUGAACUCGUCCUUUCAAGAGUAAUGGGACCAGUGUCACAACCUCAUUUUGUAGUGACAGUAAAGAAGGUGCCCACAGUCUCUCAGGACUUUUCUAGGGUGCUGAGGUUUGAGGCACAGGGAUCUCAGGUCUCUGUAGAGAUGAAAGAAGGAGGAAAGGCACAGGUUGAUGGUCAGGAGAUUGCACUACCAUUCAGUGUUGGCUCAGGCCAAAUCCUUAUCUACCACAGCAGUGUGAAGGGCGUCAUUAUCGAAACGUCAUUUGGGGUGACCGUGAGAGCUGACUGGCCACACCUAAUCCGAAUCACUGCACCCACCACCUAUACUGGGAUUCUUGGUGGUCUUUGUGGGAAUCUGAAUGGAAACCCUGAAGAUGAGUUCUACAGCCCAGUUGGAGAAUUUCUGAAUGAUACACAACAGUUUGGGAAUAGCUGGCGAGAUGGGUCACUUUCUGCCCACUGUGUGCAGUCCGAUAAUAACUGGGAGCAGGGGUAUUAUCAGAAUAGCAGUCAGUUCGACCAGCACUGCAGCAUCUUGGCUUCACCCGAUGGACCCUUUGCUCAGUGUCACAGCAGUCUGGAGACACAGGACUGGAUUGAGGAGUGCACCCAUUAUUUGGAACAGACAGGGGGUGCUCGAGAGGCCCUGUGUGAAGCCUUGAGGGGUUAUGCUGUACUUUGCCAGCAAAGCGGUAUCAGUGUAGGAGAAUGGAGAAGCAUCACUAACUGUGAAUUCCCCUGCCCUGCAAAUAGCCACUAUGAGGCGUGUGGUACAUCCUGCCCUGCAGCUUGCCCCAGUCUAUCUUUCCCUUUUCUGUGCACCCAACAUUGCCAGGAAGGAUGCCAGUGUGAUGAUGGUCUACUGCUUAGUGGAGACCAGUGUGUUCCUCCAGUGGGCUGUGGCUGCCUUCACGAGGGUCGCUACAGGCAGGGUGGGGAGCGCUUCUGGUCGGGAGAACAGUGCCAGUCCUUCUGUGAGUGUAGUGGUACCACAGGUUACGUCACCUGUAGCCCAUCGUCUUGCAAUAAGUAUGAAACAUGCAGCAUCGUUAAAGGAGAAUAUGGCUGCCAUCCUCGACCCUAUGCCACAUGCUAUGCUUCAGGGGACCCCCACUACACCUCUUUUGAUGGACUAAGGUUCAACUUCCAAGGCACAUGCAGAUACACACUGGCGAGUGUGUGUAAUGAUAAUCAGGGGCUACCGUAUUUUGAAGUCAUCGGACGAAAUGAACCAUGGUUUGGCCUCCCAGUGUCAAUCACUGUUGAGGUUUCAGUCAAUGUUUCAGGCCAUCUGGUUCUCCUCUCACAGAACGCGUACGGGACAGCUAACAUUGACGGUGUCACCAGGAACCUCCCUGUCCUGCUAGAUUUUGGCAGGGUGUCUGUUUACUCCAGUGGACCGUACACAUAUGUUACAACUGACUUUGGAUUCACUGUGAGUUAUGAUGGUUCCUACAUGGCGACCAUCACUGUACUAGGAAAUUACAGUGGAGCAACAUGUGGCCUGUGUGGUAACUUCAAUAAUGAUCGAAAAGAUGAUUUCCUAACUCCUUCUGGAGAGCUGGCUUCCUCAGCUACAGAGUUUGGAGCCAGUUGGAAUGUUGAGAACGACACAACAUGCCACCACGGAGGAGAAGAUCCUACAUCUUGUUCAGACCAAGCUAGGGCAGAGGCUUUGUGUGGGAUCCUUAGAGACUCUGGGGGUCCAUUGAGCUUCUGUCAUGCCUACGUGGAUCCUCAGGCCCACUUUGAUAAUUGUGUCUUCGAUGUCUGCAUCUCUGACUUCAGUAAUGACGUACUGUGUCGUUCCAUUGAAACCUACGUUAGUACCUGCCAAUCUGCCAACGUUGUGAUUUUGCCCUGGAGAGUGAACACCACCUGUCCUUUAUACUGUCCCGACAACAGCCACUACGAACUGUGUGGUACAGACUGUGGGCAUACCUGUGCCAGCAGUGUAGAUGCCAUAUGUGAUAGGACCUGUACAGAGGGUUGCUUCUGUAAUGAAGGCUUUGUGAGAAGUGGAGGCCUCUGUGAGCCGGUGGAGCAGUGUGGUUGCUUGUAUGAUGGAUUCUAUUUUUAUAUCGGUGAGAAGUUCUGGACUCAGGAAUGCUCCCAGCAUUGUGAAUGCUUUGCCUCCAAUGACCUGCGCUGCAUCUCCACCUCUUGCAGCCCCACCCAGGAAUGUGCGAUCCGGAAUGGCAGACUUGGUUGCUACAGCCAAAUGUCCUCCUGCAUGGUCACGGGUGAUCCCCAUUACUACACCUUUGAUGGAGCUGUAGCACACUCUCAGGGCACGUGUUCAUAUGAGAUUUCUCAGACCUGUGGGUAUGUGGCUGCCAAUGGCCUACAAUUCCGUGUGGUGGCGACCAACAUGCACCGUGGAAGCACCGUCGUGUCCUUCGUAUCUGCAGUGGAUGUGUGGCUGAACUAUCUAGGAGAGCAGAAACACAUCACCCUUGGACUAAACCACAACGUGAAGGUUGAUGGGAAUCACACGGACUCACUUCCUGUUCAGCUUGGCCAAAUUGCAGAGAUCUACCAAGAGCAGAACUUUGUGGUCGUGAAUGCAUCAAGUGAGCUCAUGGUCUACUUCGAUGGCAGUAUGACACUUGUGGUAAAACUGGGCCCCAGCUACCGUGGAUCAGUCUGUGGAAUGUGUGGCAACAAUAAUCGGGAUCCUGCAGAUGACAAGACCAUGCCCAAUGGAACAUUUGCACCCAACGAUAACGACUUUGGCAACAGCUGGAGAUCAGACACCAGCAGCCCAGGAUGUGGUGCCAAUGACCAGACCAGGGAUUCUGAAGACUGCCCCUUCAGACAAGAGUAUUCUGAUCUCUGUAGCAUCAUCACCAACACCAGUGGACCCUUCCAGCAGUGCCAUCAGUACAUCAACCCUAAAACCUACUACACUUCAUGUGUGUAUGACCUGUGUGCUUACUCGGGCAGAGACAUGCUCUGUCCAUCAGUGGAGGCUUAUGAGAUCGCUUGCACCAUGAUGGAACUCCAGAUACCAGACUGGCGCACUGAGCUAUCAUGCCCGACGGUGGACCCCUGUGAGGAGCUGCACUGCACUGAGAAUGAAUGGUGUGGGGAGAGAAAUGGCGCCUUUGGCUGCUUCUGUAAUGAGAACAGUCCUAAAACAAACCCAGAGACCUAUGACUCUUCAGAGAUUUGUGAGAGCAGUACCGGCACCGUGUCUCUGUCCCGCUGUCAGCUAUUCGAAGCUGGUUUUAUGGCAAACAGCCUUCACAUGAGUGACCCCAGCUGCAUGGGAACGAUCCAAGAUGGCAGACUGGUGUUCCAUUUUGAUAAUGACGACCACAUCUGUGGCACGAAUCUCACGGCCAAUGGCACCCACUUCAUCUAUGAGAACGUUAUCCAGGGGGAAAUGAACUCAACAACAACCACCGUUAUCAGAAACAAAGUACUGGAGCUGCGCUUCGCCUGCAUCUACCAGCUCAGUCAGACAAUCACCAUGGACACAGAGUUAAAUCCCAUCCUGAGCAUUGUGCGGAAGACUCUUCCAGCCGGAGAGGGCAUGUACCAGGUCAGGAUGAUACCUUACCAGGACGCCGCUUUCUCCCACCCCUACAACGGUAGUGUGGACAUAGAGGUGGACCAGCGGAUCUACAUUGAGGUCUAUGUUCAGGGGGUGGACAGCAGGCAGAUAGCCACAGUGAUGGAUUCAUGCUGGGCCACUCCUACGAAUGAUGUGAAUGAUACCGUCCGCUGGGAUCUCAUCACUAACAAGUGUCCCAAUCCAGAGGAUAACACAGUAGAAAUGAUUGAGAACGGCGUCUCCAAAACUGGACGUUUCUCCUUCAGGAUGUUCGCCUUCUACAGCAACUACGCCAAGGUUUUCCUCCACUGCCGUGUUCAUCUUUGUCUUAGGCGGGACAACUGUAAAGUGCAAUGCAACUCCAGACAUCAUCUCCCUCACCACAGAGCUGGUAGAUCAGUGGACGCCCAUGACAUCGCCUCCAUCUCCAUGGGGCCUUUUAUCCGUGCUGUCUGAAGUACAGGUGAACAGGUUCUAAAGGUAAUAAAGGAGAAUUUGAUAAUCUAGAUGCUCCUCUGAAGAUUUGACA
Messenger RNA from Trichomycterus rosablanca, 7003 nucleotides. Its product is annotated as alpha-tectorin-like. Gene Ontology annotation, biological process: cell-matrix adhesion. The record is from RefSeq and is a predicted model, not a curated record. NCBI's taxonomy places the organism in Eukaryota, Metazoa, Chordata, Actinopteri, Siluriformes, Trichomycteridae. The coding region runs from base 1 to 6930 and encodes 2309 amino acids. The transcript has 27 exons. Gene Ontology annotation, molecular function: protein binding.